AGCCGCUCUCAGCGACGAGCGUCCCGAGUCGAGUUUAAUACAUUGCCGCAUCAUGGACACACAUAGCAACCGACCUUGUCCGCCGACGACGCCUACGCUCUAUCUGUCAGCUGCACUACUUCCGAGUCACGGCGAGCAGGGCUUGUGAGCUCGUCGGUCUGUAACCUCGUUCGCCAUCCCAGACCCGGACUGCCAUGCCAUCUCUCCGGAUUUUGUCGACAGUGUUGGACCUCCCUGGCCGUCUGAAACAGAGACGCAACAACCCCCGCGACUCUAUAUCGCCAGAAUGGCAGGAACCUACUCAAGAAGAUGUCUCGAGUUCAGUGCGUGCGGACCAGGAGACGCAGCCUACGCCGGCGCAAGCCCGUGCCAACGAUGAGUUCAAGCUGCCGAAGAUGACUUCGUUGGUGAUUGUCCUGCUGGCUAGUACUCUCCUACAGGUGUCCUUCUUCAUCGUGGUCUCCUCCUCGGACCAGUAUGCAGAAUACCUGGGUGGUACGGCAACAUUCUCCGGUCUCGUUAUCGGCAUUCCUACCGUAUUCUCUGGGCUCGUGUUGGUGCCGCUCACGAAGCUCGACCAAGGCGGCUACAAGCGACCUCUACACUUCGCAUGCGCAUCUGCGCUCCUCGGGAACAUCCUCUAUAGCUUGGCCUAUCGCGCGAACUUCCUGUACCUCAUUCUCAUCGGUCGCAUCGUCUCCGGAUUCGGCUUCACGUUCUGGAUGUACUCCAAGCGGUACUGUUCUGAUCCCAGGAUCGUCGGUGUGCGCCGACGGACCAUGCUAGCCGGUUGGCUAGUGUUAGGGCAAGGCGUGGGCUUCAGCGCGGGCCCAUUCCUGGGCGGUCUCUUUUACAGAGUCGGCUUCUCCAACUCUGUGUUCAACGGAUACACGAGCCCGACUUGGAUCCUUGCUGGGAUAUGGGCUGUCUUCUGGGCUGUCGCCGCAGCCCUCUACGAGGAUGUGCCACCGCCCGUUCCCGCGACCCCCGAGAUCGAGCUCCAGCCGGUGCCAGUGCAAGGGCAGGUUGUAAUCAACGAAGAUAAGGACAACUCAACUGCUUCCGUUGCAGGUCUGAGUUCCACUACCGUACCAGCAUCUCCGAGCUCAGACGUACCGGAGGAGCCUCCUUUCCAUAUGACCUGGGCGCAGAUUGGUGUGACCGCGACUAUGUGCUGGUUCGCCAUGACAUGCUUCUUCAUCCUUGGCGCAUGGGAGGCGAACAUCCCCGUCUUCACAGGUUCAGACUCUACCCUGAACCCGUUCCACUUCAACCCCUCCGCAGCAGGCGACCUCAUCGCCCUCGGCGGCGUCUGCACCAUCCCAUUCCUCCUCCUGAACCUCCUCGUCGCGCGGCGCGUGCAAGACCGGCACACGCUCGCGGUCGGCUCGGGGCUCGGGCUCGUCGGGCUGCUCGUCGCCAUCUCGAUUCUGCGCGCGGACAGCGUGAACUACGGCAGCCUGUGGGUCUGCUGGUUCCUCGUCGCGCUCGGAUUCAACCUCGCAAGCACGGUCACGCUCAGCCUGCUCUCGAAGCAGCUUCCGGGCGAGUGGAACGGCCGGAUCAGCAUGUUGAUUCAGUACAGCAACUACACGGGGCGCGUAACCGGCGCGGUGUGGGGCGGCGCGGGCGUGAAGGUCGGGAUGUUGAGCUUCGUCGGGAUGCAGAUCGCACUCGUCGGAGUUGGCGCGGUGAUGUUCUCGACCCUUUGGAGGCAGUUGAAGGCGAAGACUGGUUGAAUUGGUUGGUAAGGUAUACGGAACCGUUGACUAGUAUUGGGCGGCGCGAAUCGUCCACAAUCGCGAUAGAAAUCUACCCCGUGUAGCUUUGCACAUCUGUCUUGUGGGCCGAGUCACUACCGAGUCACUACCCCGCCCGCCUCUCGCCGAUGCCCGCCAGCAUCUGACAGAUCAGAGGCACGACGGUCGCACGAACAGGCAGCGCACACUACGA
This is a messenger RNA of Rhodofomes roseus, 1953 nucleotides long. Its product is annotated as major facilitator superfamily domain-containing protein. The transcript is spliced from 4 exons. The coding region runs from base 195 to 1739 and encodes 514 amino acids. Gene Ontology annotation, biological process: transmembrane transport. Gene Ontology annotation, molecular function: transmembrane transporter activity. Gene Ontology annotation, cellular component: membrane. The record is from RefSeq and is a predicted model, not a curated record. NCBI's taxonomy places the organism in Eukaryota, Fungi, Basidiomycota, Agaricomycetes, Polyporales, Fomitopsidaceae.